This is a messenger RNA of Penicillium daleae, 1095 nucleotides long. Its product is annotated as lipase family protein. Bases 1 to 1095 code for a protein of 364 amino acids. Gene Ontology annotation, biological process: lipid metabolic process. Lineage: Eukaryota; Fungi; Ascomycota; Eurotiomycetes; Eurotiales; Aspergillaceae. The record is from RefSeq and is a predicted model, not a curated record. The transcript has a single exon.
AUGGUAACCGUUUCGGAUCUCGACGCUAUCAAGCAUCUGGUGUCAUAUGCUGAGAAAGCAUACAAGAAUGACGACGGCACUGAAUUUCAAAUGGCCUCAGCGGACCUGACUGGAGAACCUUCCACUUGCCGAAUGCUUCAAAUAAUAACUCCUGUGGGGAAAAGCACUCAACCUGGCCUUGUCUCUAAAAUAACCUCUAACACGUGCCUGCACUUGGGUAUCCGCAAUGGCGACACUCUAGUUCUUGCGUUCAGAGGAACCGACUUGCCAAUGAACUUAAACGACGUUCCAAAUCCAGAGCGAUGGAGAGGGUUCUGGAGUAACUGCUACACAGAUAUCUGCUACAGCUUAACAGCCCUUGAUUUUGCACAUGCAGACCGCAAUCCCAAUCAAACCAACAUUCCGGACCUUGCAGAUGUGCUUGUCCACGAAGGCUUCUUACUAGCCUUCAACAGCUUGCUGGAUGAUGGCAGGCUGCUACGUUGCAUGAGUCACCUUCAGGAGAGCAUUAAGGGUAACCAACUUAAAAACAUCGAAAUAUGUGGCCACAGUCUCGGCGGAGCAUUGGCGACGUUAUGUGCCUUGUGGUGCAGUCUACGUUUUCCAUCUGCCAAGAUUACCUGCGUUACCUUGGGCUCACCUAGAGUUGGAAAUGAAAAUUUCCGCGCAGUGUUUGAGAGUCGCGGAAUUGACUGUUAUCGACUUGUGAAUGCUUCCGACCCAAUACCAACGAUACCCGAUAGAUAUACCGAGCUCAUUCCUCUACGGAUCAGUCCCAAUAAUCCGAAGUCGCACAUCAGGCAGAGGUCUUACCAGCACACUGGCAAAGCAGUCUGGCUACACGUUGGCCAAGAAAUAGUCCUCGAGCAAGAUCCGUACAGCAUGUUUACGACUAAGGAUUCGCCUGAGAUACAGCGCGAAGAAGAUGGAGAAGAGGGCGGGGAGCUUGCUUCGCUCCGCAGGUGGGGAGUACUCUCUUGGCGAUGGGCUCCAUAUUGGACAUGGAGGGUUUGGCGAAUCCUUAGGAAUCUCCCGGACCACCAUCCUACUAGGUACGUCAUGGCGGUGGGGAAAAUACUGAACGCUUCCAGGUAG